Messenger RNA from Megalobrama amblycephala (Wuchang bream), 609 nucleotides. RefSeq names its product complement C1q tumor necrosis factor-related protein 4-like. The record is from RefSeq and is a predicted model, not a curated record. Bases 63 to 455 code for a protein of 130 amino acids. Gene Ontology annotation, molecular function: protein binding. NCBI's taxonomy places the organism in Eukaryota, Metazoa, Chordata, Actinopteri, Cypriniformes, Xenocyprididae. The transcript is spliced from 4 exons.
AAAUCGCACUAGUUUAACAAAGACGUACCCUGCAAAGAAAAUCCAACCACUGCUGUGCCAGAAUGUCUGAGGUCCAGACAAAUGUUCUCACAGGGAUCCAGUCUGAGCUGGCAGAGCUGAAAUCCACUGUGAGUUCCCUGAAGAACAGACUGCAGGUCACCGAGGAACAACUACAACAGCUCAGAAAAAAUGAUUAUAAAGUGGCAUUUGGAGCCACACUUGGAUCAAAUGGUGACUUUGGACCCUUCAACACUCCAGUCACUCUGGUUUACAAUAAUGUCUAUGUGAAUGAAGGAGGAGCUUACAACCCAUCCACUGGGAUCUUCACAGCACCUGUAAGAGGAGCCUAUUUCUUCAGUUUCUCUGGACAUAACCGCUCUUCUAAAGUUCUGAAUUUAGGACUGUUUAAAAAUGAACAACAGAUGGAUAAUUGCUUUCAAUCAUCCUUUUGGUGACCGCUAUGAAUCAACAGCUAAUUCAAUCUCUUUGACUCUAGAGAGAGGAGAUCGUGUUUAUGUGCGUCUCCGGGAGACUUCAUGGGUCUUUGAUAAUUACAGUCACCACAAUUCAUUUGUUGGUCAUUUACUUUUUCCCUCUUUGACAAUCUUA